AUGGAAAUUUCCCCCAGUUCUACCCGAAGAACGAACAGCCGCCGAGCGGUGUCCCCCGCGCUCCUGGCCCCUUGGGCGCUCCCGGAUGAGGCCCCACCCCUUUGGGUCCACGUGGUCUUCAGCGGCGGCCAGGGAACCCCGGCUGCUGGGUUUGCGCGCGACGUGGAUCCCGGGAUGGAGGGGGCCCAGUCCAACGGUGAGCGGGCGGAUCGACGGGGUGCGGACGGUGAGCUGGUGGCAGGGGAAAGGGCGUCCCGGGAGUUUGGGCGGAAAAGGAAGCGGCCCUGGAGACCGUAUUUGCGGAGAGAGCGUAUCUCCCAGUGCGGGGAACCAGAGAUCGGGCGGAGAGAGGGUGCCACUCGGUUCUCUUGUCCCCCCAACUUUACCGCGACGCCCCCAGCCUCAGAGUCCCCUCGUUUCUCCUUGGAGGCCCUGACAGACCCAGAUACGGAGGUGUGGCUUAUCCAGGCCCCUGCAGACUUUGCCCCGGAGUGCCUCAAUGGGCGGCGCGUGCCUCUGUCUCGCUCCCAGAUUGUGAAAGGCAAGUUGGCAGGCAAGCGGCACCGCUAUCGGGUCCUCAGCAGCAGCAGCAGCCCCCAGACUGGAGAAACAACCCUGCUGGCCCCCUCAGUGGAGGCGGGAGGUGGACUCACCUGUGUCCCGGCCCCCCAGGGCUGCCUCAGGAUCAUUGAGGGUCCACAACAAUCGUUGUCCGGGACCCUUCUCCAGCCCAUUGCAGCAAGUCCCCCACCACAGAUCCCCCCUGGCCUGAAGCCUCGGUUCUGUGCCUUUGGAGGCAACCUACCGGUCACAGGGCCUGGGUCAGCCCUGGCACAGAAGUCACCCACUUCGGGGAAGAGAAAAAAGAAGAUGCAGAUGCCAGAGGCUUCGGUCACUCGGGAGGCAGUGAAUGGGCACGGGGCCCUGGAGGUGGACAAAGCUUUGGGGUCCCCAGAAACAGAUGUGGAGAAGAAGAAGAAAAAGCAGCAGCUGAAAGAACCAGAGGUGACAGAGCUUGCGGCGACGGAGCCCACAGCUGAGACGCUCGAGGCUCUGGGAGUGCAGCUCCCGUCCGCCACCAAGAAGAAGAAGCACAAAGGGGCAGAAACAUCUGAGCCAGAUGAAAAGACAGUGGAGCUCAAACCCGUUAAAACCGAACCUCUGGAAGAGACAGUCCUGUCCCCCACCAAGAAGAGAAAGAGGCCAAAGGAGACAAAAGAGAUGGAGCCAGGGGAAGGGAUGAGAGUUGAGUCUCAGCUGCAGGUGAAGGCGGAGCCGCAGGAGGAAGCCAUCUCACUGCCUCCCGCGAAGAAAAGGAAAAAAGAAAAGUCGCAGAACACAAUGACAGAGCCAGGGACUGAGGCUGUGCAGCCAGAGGUGAGACCUCGGGAGAGGUGCCGGCGAGUCUGA
Messenger RNA from Propithecus coquereli (Coquerel's sifaka), 1410 nucleotides. RefSeq names its product CD3e molecule, epsilon associated protein (gene POLR1G). Lineage: Eukaryota; Metazoa; Chordata; Mammalia; Primates; Indriidae. Gene Ontology annotation, biological process: transcription by RNA polymerase I. The coding region runs from base 1 to 1410 and encodes 469 amino acids. The transcript has 4 exons. The record is from RefSeq and is a predicted model, not a curated record.